Molecule: messenger RNA, 510 nt
Organism: Trichoplax adhaerens
Lineage: Eukaryota; Metazoa; Placozoa; Uniplacotomia; Trichoplacea; Trichoplacidae
Exons: 4
Coding region: 1-510 (169 amino acids)
Source: RefSeq, a predicted model, not a curated record
AUGGAAGGCUCAGCAAAACUAAGAAAGCGUUUUGAAACUACUUAUAAAGACUUCGUACAAGACUCAAACAUGAAGAGUAUGAACGAAGUUAUAAACCCAGAUGAUGCAGUUGAAGCCGCUCGUCAGCAAUCCAUUACCAGAUCGACGGCUUGGAAAACAGCUGAAUCAGUAAUUUGGCUUUUAGCAGCACUUGGAAUCCUUCGGUACACUGAUUUCCUCUUAACUGUAUGUUAUGACCCGAGGAUUAACAGGUUAUGGCUGUAUGCAGGUGCUGGGUUUCUUGUAGUGUUCUCACUAAUCGGUUGCUGGCUAAUUAUAUGGUAUAAAAUUAUCUUAAAAAUUGACGAUUAUCAGAAGCGUGUGCCAGCAGCUAUACCGAUUGCAACAACGUCAUUUAUACUAUCCUUUGGUUGUUUUACUUAUGCUCUAUGGCCUGUUUGGGGAAUCUUAACACCGUUACUUUUAUUUACGCUGAUGAUGGGUGUGAUUGUUACGGUGUCGCUAUUUUAG